UUAAUUUCAGAGAAAUCAAAUUCAAGGAAGUAUUUGCAAGCUAAAUUACUGCUAACCGCCUUCAAGCGGGUAAAGAGACGUGGCGGGCAGGGUUUCUGACCCAGCCCGAAUACCCUCUCCGCAAUGUAUAUAUACCCAUUAGUCCCCCAAGAUUCUCCCACUCUUAUAAACCCUGACUCUUAUUCUGGAGAGAAAAAAAACAAAUUCCGAAAAAUGUCUGAGGAGAAUUACUGUAUGGAUUGUCGGCGGCCAACUACGGUGGUGUUGGAUAGGGCAUCCGGCGACGCCGUUUGCUUGGAGUGCGGCCUCGUUCUGGAAUCUCGGUUCAUCGACGAGACCGCUGAGUGGCGGAACUUCGCCGAUGACUCCGGCGGUCACGACCCCAACCGUGUCGGGUCGCCCGUUAAUCCUCUCCUCGGCGACACCGUCCUGUCUACGGUGGUGUCCGGUGGUGCGGUUUCUGGGCUGACCCGUGUGUGCCGCCGGCCUGAUCCCGACAAAGUUCUGUUUGCCUUUAACAUCAUUGCGGAUAUGGCCGAUAGGUUGAGCCUUGUUGCUACAAUCAAGGAUCGAGCCUGCGAGAUGUACAAAAAGUUGCAUGAUCAGAAGUCUACAAGAGGGAAAAAACUGGAAAUUCUGGCAGCCGCUUGCAUUUUCAUCGCCUGCAGACAAGAGGGCAAAUCACGAACUGUCAAAGAAAUCUGCUCCAUUGUGAAUGGAGGAGAAUCCAUCAACCGAGCCGGAAUGAAAGAAUUCAACCGAGCCGUAGAGUUCAUCAAGGAAAAACUGAAGGUGGAGAUGGGGAAAUCAUUCAUAGAGAUGGGAACUGCAAAUGCAGGAGAUUUUCUGAAGCGUUUCUGUUCUAAACUUGGCAUGAGUCACGAGGACACUAGAACUGUCGGAUAAACCAUCCACAACUCAGAACAGCUCGACAUAAGAAGGAGUCCUAUAUCCAUUGCAGCAGCCGUCAUUUUCAUGAUCAACCAGCUGACGGGCUCAAAGAUUUCUCUUACAGAUAUUGCUAGAGUGACGAUGGUAGGAGAAGGGACGAUCAAGAGCACUUACAGAGAUCUCCAGCCGUAUGCACAUAGGAUACUGCCUGAACGCUACAUGAAGGGGUGGGAUCUCAAGAACCUCGGCCCCGGUAGUGUCUAG
Molecule: messenger RNA, 1155 nt
Organism: Sesamum indicum (sesame)
Lineage: Eukaryota; Viridiplantae; Streptophyta; Magnoliopsida; Lamiales; Pedaliaceae
Product: transcription initiation factor IIB
Biological process (GO): DNA-templated transcription initiation; transcription preinitiation complex assembly
Cellular component (GO): transcription preinitiation complex; nucleus
Molecular function (GO): TBP-class protein binding
Source: RefSeq, a predicted model, not a curated record